This is a messenger RNA of Octopus sinensis (East Asian common octopus), 1329 nucleotides long. RefSeq names its product HEAT repeat-containing protein 4-like. Bases 1 to 1329 code for a protein of 442 amino acids. The transcript has 8 exons. Lineage: Eukaryota; Metazoa; Mollusca; Cephalopoda; Octopoda; Octopodidae. The record is from RefSeq and is a predicted model, not a curated record.
AUGUUUCCAAAGCUUGUCAAUGAAAGUGCCUUAAAGAUUCCUGUGAAACCAAGUGUGGACACAGAAAUGAAAUCAUUGAAGCACAUCCUGAAUCCACACUUGAGACAAACUGUUCUGCACCCAACCAAUCCUUUUCAAGUUGAGCUCCUCUCUGGUUGUCCGUUGGAACAUCACCAGUCUGAAAUAAUUGCCAGGCAGUCCCAGUCUGUUUUCAAGAAACACCUUCAGGUGAUAUAUCCAAUAUCUUCCAAACUUUGGUCAGAAGAAAUGGAAGAAAAUGAAUGGAAAGAUAAUGAAAUUGUGACAGUUCUUCAGAAACAAAUAUCGACAGCAGACAAUCAAAUCAGGAGAGGAUUUCUUCGUUGGGUGGCAUUGCCCGAAGUUAUAGAGCCAAUGAUUUCUCGGCAAAGAAAGAAUGGAAGUGUGGAAGACACUAAAAGACAACAUAGCGAUGACUGUACAAAGAAUGUAAAAGAGUUUCCAACAUCUAAAAUAUUGGCAUUCUGGGAUGAAAAUUGGUACAUCAAAGGAGAAUGUAGCACUAAAUCAUAUAUGGAAGAAAUAAUUCUGUUGGAGAUGAUAGAUCUUCAUCCAAGUGUAAGGUGUUCUGCAAUCUUUAAAGCUGCCAGCAUUGGUAUGCGGUAUCUGGUCUCCGUCCCCCAUGGAAUUGGUGAAGAUGUCAAAUGGGUACCACAUGGCUCUCAUGUGGCUACUUGUGUUAAGUGUUUACCUGACAACAUACUUGAGGCUUUACAGCGUAUUCUGGCUGACCCAAAUGAAGAUGUGAAAAUAUCUGCUGCUCUCUCAUUGUUUUGUCUUCAUCAAGGAAAUGAACAGGCAGCAGACAUUCUACGGGGUGCCCUAAACAGUUCCAGUUUACUGAAAAGAUGGGUGGCUGCAUAUUGCCUGGGAUAUUUCUGUCUCUGGAAUUCAGACAUUAUCAACGAACUCAUCAAGCAAAUAUUCAUGAUGCCAAAAUCAGAGAAAAUGAUGCAUGGAAUACAACUCCUUAUCACACUCAGUGAAGAAACGGAUCUUGUGCAGCUGCUUCUAGCAGAGUAUCUUAGCAGUAACAGUUGCCAUGAGAGACAAAUGACUUGUAGUAUUCUUUCCAAACUUCGCAGCCAGAUGAAGAAGGACAUCAGUGGUAAACUGCUGGACUUGUUUUGGCUGGAAUGGAAUGCUGACGUCAAAAUGCUGGCUGCGUAUUGCCUUGGAUGCAACAAUCAAGGGAAACGGUUCCACGAUGAUUUGCUAAACAAAUUGGAUUGCUCGGAUGAUUCUAUUCGUCGGAAGGCUCUCUGGAUUAUUGGACAAUUCAGUAAGUAA